GAGUUUAUUUUGGGGAGUUUCGUAAGCCAUCAAUAAAGAUACAUUUACACAACUGAAACGGGUUUAAGCUAUAUAGAUAGACAGACAGCUGCUUUGCCAGUCGCCCUUUGUGAUUUGACAACUUGUUGUGUAUUUUGUAUUACGAACGCCGUGGAAAUUCACCAUGCAGGCUGCCAAAGUCUCUGACACCCCGAUGGAAUUCAUGGUGGAUUUCUUAAACAAAGCCAAGGAGAUAGCCGAUAGCAAUGCCAACAUUCCAGAGGAACUGAGGGUCAACCUACAGAAGGCCCUGGACAUAGCGUGUGGUCUAGAUGGCUACCUGGAGAAAAUGAGCAGCCAGGAAAGUGCACCUCUCGCUGAGCUGUAUCAGAAAACGAUGGAACACAACUGGGAUAAAGUAUUCGAGGAGGGCAAGACUCAGUUUCGGCUUCCAAAAGAGUGCAUCACUGGGCAUGUGGAAGGCCAGACUCUGAAAAUGCUGGUUCACAUGAGUAAAGCCAAGAGGAUCCUAGAGAUAGGCAUGUUCACAGGGUAUGGUGCUCUCUCAAUGGCUGAAGGACUGCCCGAGGAUGGUUCACUGGUUGCCUGUGAGAUUGAGCAAUAUCUUAAAGAAUUUGCUAAGCCCAUAUUUGACAGGUCUCCACAUGGCAAGAAGAUAACAGUGAAGAUUGGUUCUGCCAUGGAUAGCUUGAAGGAACUGGCUGCAGCAGGCGAGCAGUUUGACAUGGUCUUUAUCGACGCAGACAAGAACAACUACAUCAACUACUACAAGUUCAUUCUUGACCACAACCUCCUACGGCUGAGUGGUGUGAUAUGUGUGGAUAACUCUCUGUUCAAGGCUAAGGUUUACCUAAAGGACACCGCUGAUGUAAACGGGCUGGCGCUUCGAGAUUUUAACCAGUUUGUGAAGAGUGAUCUUCGUGUGGAGCAGGUCAUUGUCCCCCUCAGAGAUGGCAUCAGUAUCAUCCGCAGAGUACCCAUGGCAACAGCAUGUGCAGGCACACAGAGCAAGGUAACAGACGAUGAGGUAUUCCGGGGUUUGAACGGGAGGUCGAUCCUGGACCGGAUGCGUCUGGACGGCAGGGUGGCCUAUGUGACGGGGGCAGGCCAGGGUAUAGGCAGGGCGUUCGCACAUGCCCUAGGAGAGGCUGGGGCCAAAGUUGCUGUGGUAGACCUGGACCAAGGGAAGGCUGAGGGCGUGGCAGAGGAGCUCACAUUGAAAGGGAUAAAUUGCAUUGCGAUUACUGCUGACAUCAGCAAAUCGUUAGAUGUUGAGAGGAUGAUUGACAGCAUUGUGUCCAAAUGGGGAGCGAUCCAAAUAGCAUGCAACAACGCAGGGAUCAACAUGAACUCAGCCAGUGAGGACACCAGUCUGGAAGAGUGGGACCAAACCUUUGAUGUCAACUUGAGGGGGACCUUCAUGUGUUGUCAGGCUGCAGGUCGUGUGAUGCUGAAGCAAGGAUAUGGGAAGAUUAUUAACACAGCGUCCAUGGCCAGUCUAAUAGUGCCCCAUCCACAGAAGCAGCUUGCCUACAACACCUCAAAGGCAGGAGUGGUCAAACUGACACAGACACUUGGCACAGAGUGGAUCGACAGAGGGGUCCGAGUUAACUGCAUCUCACCGGGGAUUGUUGACACCCCUCUCAUCCACUCGGAGAGUUUGAGGCCCCUGGUGAAGCGCUGGCUGUCAGAUAUCCCUGCUGGACGACUGGCUCUAGUGACAGACCUGCAAGCUGCAGUGGUCUACUUGGCAUCUGACGCCUCCGACUACAUGACAGGGCAUAACUUAGUCAUAGAGGGUGGGCAAAGUCUGUGGUAGAGAGAGGGAGAAGCUUAAUUUUUCCCACUCUUGGUUCACUCUUGGGAAUAGACACCCACCGCAGGUGGCUGGUGGCACAUUAAUUAGGGAGACGGACUCAUAGUAAGGGCUGGAAUGGAAUGAUAUGGAACACUUGGCUUCCAUGUGUUUGAUUUCCACUCUCCAUUCCAGCCAUUAUUAUGAGCCGUCCUCCCCUCAUCAGCCUCCUGUGGCAACCACUGUGACUGAUCUCCACAGGGAGAAUAGGAUAACAUAGAGAUUAGGUCAGUGAUUACCUCCCUGGUUUACCAUUAUGUCAGAUUGGAGAUUAUUUUACAGUUUCAUACAGUAGUCUUCACAUAAAAGGGACAUUUAUUUCGACACAAUUGUGCUUUUAUAUCCCUGUUAAUUUUCUUGACAGAAAUGCACACUUUGUUGCAAAUCCUUUGGACAUCUGUGUUUUUAUAAAGAAACAUUUUUCACGCUGGAAUCUGUGAGUGAAUCUUAUAAACAGGUUUUGACACCAUUGGCCCCAUCAGAGGUAUUUGUUUCAUAAGUGAAAAGUACUUGAAACGGGUUCAUAGUUCAAGAUUUUAAUACACUGAAUGCAUGCUGCUUUCUACUGUGCAAGUGCAGUACGUACUGGAUAUUAGAUUGCAAAAGAUGGGUUGGGCAUAGUAGAAAGUGCUGAGAUGUGUAUGACAAGAUACUGUACGAAAUACAGUCUCUUUCUAAAAUAAACACUAUCAAACUUAA
Messenger RNA from Salvelinus namaycush (lake trout), 2554 nucleotides. Its product is annotated as 3-oxoacyl-[acyl-carrier-protein] reductase, chloroplastic-like. The transcript has 11 exons. The coding region runs from base 164 to 1819 and encodes 551 amino acids. NCBI's taxonomy places the organism in Eukaryota, Metazoa, Chordata, Actinopteri, Salmoniformes, Salmonidae. Gene Ontology annotation, molecular function: oxidoreductase activity, acting on the CH-OH group of donors, NAD or NADP as acceptor; O-methyltransferase activity. The record is from RefSeq and is a predicted model, not a curated record.